AUGGAGGGGGAGGUCGAGGUCGAAGAAGAAGAGGUUGCUUACAAACCUGUACGAGAAAAAAAACAAAUCAUUUUCCUACCAACAAGUUCAUUCAAAGAAAUACCGGACUAUGCUGGUGCACCAAUUGAAAAUCACAAGUUCUACUUCAAGAAGAACAAGGAAAUCAAAGAGCGCUUGAACAACAACGCUUAUGUAACAGAUAUCAUUGGCUUCAUGUAUGGAAUGGGAAGUAUUGAAAAGGUUAACGUGAAUGGAACUUCAGUGGACAAGUUGGAAUUAAAAAUCGACAUAGAAAGAGACUGUAGAAUGAAUACAACUCUGUGGGCAGAUAAGGCGAACACCUUUGUCGACUUAAUAUCGAGUUUAAAAAAAGGCCCUUACGUUGUUGUCGUUACUCCAACGAUUGUCAAGAAAUUUAUGGGUGAAAUCUGCCUCUCCUCUACUUCUGCAAGUAAGACAUACGUAAACAUAGACACACAAGAGACUCGAGAAAUACUUGCAAUAUUUGGUAUGGAUCAAUCAUCGUUUAUGCUGCUAGAUGCAAAAAUUCCAUCAUCUUUGCCGCUGGAACAACAGAUGACAGAAAAUAGGAAGACAAUUAACGAAUUGACUACCAUGGAACCUACAAAAGAAAACAACAAUUCAGUCAUUGUUACUCUCGAAGCAAUGAUAUCAGAGAAUGAUCAAUGCAAAAAUAAUAACUUUCACAGCUACAAGGUUGAAUUAUUAGUUGUUGACAACACUGGUGAAACAACGCUAACAAUGUUCGACAGAGAAGUUCAUCAAAUCAUUGGCGUUUCAGCGACCCAGCUAAUUGGUCAUUACGGGGUUAUAAGUCGUAACAAACGACCAAUAGUACAUUCAGAAAUAAGUGUUGAGGUUGUUGGUGCAUCAAGAGAUUCUCCUGCUCAACAUAUAUUUCAUAGCGAGGAUAGUAGGUCGAUUGAAGAAAUUUCAGAGGACAAACCAGCAGACAAUGAUGGAGGGAUGUCCGCUAAUAGUACUUUGCCAGACAAAAUCAACAAGAAGAGAUACAAGAGAAAGAAGCCAAACAUUGAUUCAUAUUAG
Tripterygium wilfordii is the source of this 1068-nucleotide messenger RNA. RefSeq lists its product as uncharacterized. Gene Ontology annotation, cellular component: nucleus. The coding region runs from base 1 to 1068 and encodes 355 amino acids. Gene Ontology annotation, biological process: DNA recombination; DNA repair; DNA replication. The transcript has 9 exons. Lineage: Eukaryota; Viridiplantae; Streptophyta; Magnoliopsida; Celastrales; Celastraceae. Gene Ontology annotation, molecular function: DNA binding. The record is from RefSeq and is a predicted model, not a curated record.